Chinchilla lanigera (long-tailed chinchilla) is the source of this 2173-nucleotide messenger RNA. It is a transcript of the gene Agxt, whose product is annotated as alanine-glyoxylate aminotransferase. The transcript has 12 exons. NCBI's taxonomy places the organism in Eukaryota, Metazoa, Chordata, Mammalia, Rodentia, Chinchillidae. The coding region runs from base 649 to 1971 and encodes 440 amino acids. Gene Ontology annotation, cellular component: peroxisome. The record is from RefSeq and is a predicted model, not a curated record. Gene Ontology annotation, molecular function: L-alanine:glyoxylate transaminase activity; L-serine:pyruvate transaminase activity.
GCCCGAGGGUGGUCUGCACCCCGACAGUAAACAGGGACCUAAUCAGGAAUCAAUUAGCUGGCGGUGGUGCACACCUGCCAUCCCAGCACUCAGGAGGCUGAACCAGGGCGGUCACUGAGAGUUCUAGCCCAGGCUGGGCUAUGUCAGGGCUGGGGGAGAUCAGUUUCCUGGGUUUAAGACAAGCCAACUGUGCCUGCCUGUGGGGUGUCUAAGGAGACCCUCAGGACAAAACAGCACGGGGAGGACACACAGGCCCCCGGGCCGCAGCUCCUCUCACAGGACAAUGUGUCCGAAAGCCCUUGAGAUGGGGUGAGGGUGGGACCUGCGUCCCCCUGGGGCAGAACCCAGCCCGACAGGAUGAGCAGAUAAAGUUUUAUUGGAACCCAGCCAUGCCCGCUGUCUCAGCUCUCAGACUGCGCCAGCUGCCACACAGCCUGGGCAUGCGACUGCUCGCUGACCCUCUGCAAUGAGUUUUCAGACCCUGACUAAGCAGCACUCACGUGGCUGGGGGUCCCAAGGCUGUGGGAGCUGAUCUGCCGCUCCAAACCCAGUGCCUCUUUGGGCUCAGAGCUCCCCGCCCACCAGGGUUCAACUCCCAGGCUGCUGGUCUUGACAGCAGGACAAACAAGGAUAAAGGUUCAAGGAACAAUGACAGAGGUGUGCGACAGGGGACAGCAGAAGCCCAUCGAUCAGCCUCACCUCUGUGACCAGCGCAGGGCCAGCUGGGAUAUGUUCCUGGUGCUGGCCAAGGCCAGUCCUUCCCUGGGGCCCCAGGUGGCAGUCUGGGCGCAGACCAUGGCCUACCAGCUGCAUGUGGCCCCGCCGGAGGCCCUGCUCAAGCCGCUCUCCGUCCCUAGCCGGCUUCUCCUGGGCCCUGGCCCCUCCAACCUGGCUCCCCGUGUCCAGGCAGCCAGCAGCCUGCGGAUGAUUGGGCACAUGCACAAGGAGAUAUUCCAGGUCAUGGAUGAGAUCAAGCAGGGCAUCCAGUACGUCUUCCAGACCAGGAACCCUCUCACACUGGCUGUCAGCGGCUCGGGACACUGCGCCCUGGAGACAGCCCUGUUGAACCUCCUGGAGCCAGGGGACUCUUUUCUGGUCGGGGCCAACGGCGUAUGGGGGCUGCGGGCUGCAGACAUUGGGGAGCGAAUCGGAGCCUCUGUGCACCCCAUGAUCAAGGAGCCUGGAGGCUACUACACACUGCAGGAGGUGGAGGAGGGCCUGGCCCAGCACAGGCCGGUGCUGCUGUUCCUGACCCACGGGGAGUCCUCCACCGGGGUGCUGCAGCCCCUGGACGGCUACGGGGAGCUGUGCCACAGAUACCAGUGCCUGCUGCUGGUGGACGCCGUGGCAUCCCUGGGCGGGGUCCCCAUCUACAUGGACCAGCAAGGCAUCGAUGUCCUCUACUCCGGCUCCCAGAAGGUGCUCAACAGCCCCCCGGGCACCUCGCUGCUCUCCUUCAGCAACAGGGCCAAGCACAAGGUCUACACACGCAAGACGAAGCCCGGCUCCUUCUUAAUGGACAUCAGGCUACUGGCCAACUUCUGGGGCUGUGACGAUGAACCCAGGAUGUACCAUCACACCACGCCCAUCGUUGGCCUGUACAGCCUGAGGGAGAGUCUGGCACUCAUGGCAGAGCAGGGCCUGGAGGCUAGUUGGCGGCGACACCGUGAGGCCAUGGCGUACCUGCACGGCCGUCUGCAGGGCCUGGGCCUGCAGCUCUUCGUGAGGGACCCGGCAGCUCGUUUGCCCACGAUCACCGCUGUGGUUGUGCCUGCUGGCUACAACUGGAGGGACAUUGUGGACUACGUCAUGGACUCCUUCAGCAUCGAGAUCACGGGCGGCCUGGGCCCCUCCGCAGGGAAGGUGCUGCGGAUUGGCCUGCUGGGCUGCAACGCCAGCCAGGAGAACGUGGACCGCCUGGCUGAGGCCCUGAAGGAGGCCCUGCAGCGCUGUCCCCGAAAUAAGCUGUGACACUGCCCCUGAGCCUCCCUGGCCUGGGAUACAAAGAAGCCAGCAGGCCGUGUGGCCCCUAGGCCUGAGGCCAGGAGAGCUGUGCCUGACUCUUCUCGCCCCAGCGGGGCCACUGGAGAAGGACUCACUGUGCUUUCCACAGAGCUGCUGUCUCUGUGGCCACUGGCCUCUGGGGACAUUCAAUAAACCACUGGCCAGCAUC